UAGCCUUACACUUGCGAUAAAUGAGGCUAUUUUUGAAAGGGAAUUUUUGGCCUGUUAGGUUGGAUACGGGAAGCACUGAAAAUUGACCUACGGUUGGCGUUCCACAGGAAACGGGUGGUUAUCGUAGACUGCAGGUUUUGUAAGUGACAUUUGGUGCCGUAUAUUGCGUUUGUGUUCAUAAUGGAUGAAGAAUACGACGCAAUUGUUCUCGGAACGGGACUGAAGGAAUGUAUUAUUAGUGGUAUGCUGUCUGUUUCCGGUAAGAAAGUACUACACGUUGAUCGGAACAAGUACUACGGUGGCGAGUCGGCCUCCAUCACACCGCUGGAAGAACUUUUUGCACGUUUCGGUGCGCCUUCUCCUGGUGAAACCUACGGAAGAGGUAGAGACUGGAAUGUGGAUCUCAUCCCGAAAUUUUUGAUGGCAAAUGGCUCCUUGGUAAAGUUGUUGAUUCAUACUGGAGUUACACGAUAUCUAGAAUUCAAAUCUGUAGAAGGUAGCUAUGUUUACAAAGGUGGCAAAAUUUCGAAGGUUCCUGUCGACCAGAAAGAAGCAUUAGCUUCUGAUUUGAUGGGAAUGUUUGAGAAGCGGCGCUUUCGCAAUUUUCUUGUAUAUGUCCAGGAUCUGAAAGAAGAUGAUCCGAAAACUUGGAAAGAAACAGAUCCGAAUACAUGUACAAUGCAGCAGUUAUACGACAAAUUCGGUCUUGACAAGAACACGCAAGAUUUUACAGGACACGCAUUAGCAUUGUACAGAGAUGACGAUUAUUUGAAUCGUAGCGCAAUCGAAACGAUUCGCAGGAUUAAGUUGUAUAGUGAUUCCUUGUCCCGGUAUGGAAAAUCUCCGUAUUUGUACCCGAUGUACGGUCUUGGAGAGCUACCUCAGGGGUUCGCUCGUCUUAGUGCAAUAUAUGGCGGUACGUACAUGCUUGACAAGCCAAUUGAUGAAAUUGUUUUGGAAAACGGCCGUGUCGUUGGUGUACGAUCAGGGGAAGAAGUGGCACGUUGUAAACAAGUGUAUUGCGAUCCGUCGUACGUCCCAGACAAGGUGAAAAAGACGGGCCAGGUCAUUCGCUGUAUCUGUCUCAUGGAUCAUCCAGUACCAAAUACAAGAGAUGCUCUGUCAACACAGAUAAUCAUUCCUCAGAAGCAAGUGGGACGUAAGUCUGAUAUAUAUGUGUCACUUGUAAGUUUCACUCACCAGGUAGCAGCCAAGGGUUGGUUCAUUGCUAUGGUUUCAACCACCGUUGAAUCCGAGAACCCUGAAGCAGAAAUCAGACCUGGUUUGGAUUUGCUUGGCCCUAUACGUCAAAAAUUUGUCAGUGUAAGCGAUUACUACGAGCCAACAGACUUGGGGAGUGAAAGUCAGAUAUUUAUUUCCACAUCAUACGAUGCCACUACUCAUUUUGAAACAACUUGUCUGGAUGUAUUGGACAUUUUCCGCCGAGGUACAGGCGAAGAUUUCGAUUUUUCAAAAGUUAAGCUUGAUCUUGGUGAUGAGGAACAGUAAGUUCUUUCGAAUUGGUGUGCAUAUUUAUAUGAAAGUUACUCAUGGCACAUACGUGAAUAAAAGUAAUUCAAAGUUUUAACCCAAAUGUUAGUCCAAUAUCUGAGAGUUUAAGCUUUUUUUAAAACACAAAACUUUGUUUUGCUGACCUUGUAUGGCAUAAUCUCUAUUAUAAAUAUAUAUUAUAAAUAUUCAUUGCUAUCAGCAGUAGAGAUAUCAUUUAGAUAAACAGCUAUUUAAACUGAAUGCAGUUGUAUUUAAAAUGUAGAUUUUUGGUAGCACAUAAAUGCAAUGUGUGGGUGCAGGUACUGCUUAAGCCAUAUCCUGGUGAAUACAUUGUUUAUUUAAGAGAGCACUAUCCUGAUUUAUUGUAAAGUGUUUUGUAUUGUUAUACUUUGUAUACAUAUGUGUAAACAAAAACAGGUUUUUGUAUAUUUUCUUGUGAAAAUCGUGUACUGUAUGAAUUUUAACUGCUUAGCUCUUGUUAUGCUGUUUGUAAUAGGUCAAAAUGUAUGAAUGUUGCUGGCAGGUGUAGGUCUUAUGCAGCUCUGAAGUUGCUGUCUUGUAUUCUGUUCAUGUGGUAUUGAAAAUUAUUCUAGCCUGUGAAAAUGCAUUUAGACAGUAUAAAAUAAGAACUCUUCUAGGCAAUAAAAGGAAGAUUGUUUUCGAAAUGGUUGUUAAGUUAUUGCUUGUUGGAACAUUUGUUUAUUUGUAGUGGGAAUGUGUGGAAGAGAUGUCUUUGAAAAAUAUUGCUUCAGUUAAGGAGUAAAUAACAGAAAUUAUAAAGAUGCAUGAGAUAGUUUUGUUUUAUUGUACUACUUAAGGAGGAAAUAAAACUUUGUCAAGGUAAAA
Molecule: messenger RNA, 2358 nt
Organism: Schistocerca gregaria
Lineage: Eukaryota; Metazoa; Arthropoda; Insecta; Orthoptera; Acrididae
Gene: Gdi
Product: rab GDP dissociation inhibitor alpha
Exons: 1
Coding region: 181-1509 (442 amino acids)
Biological process (GO): small GTPase-mediated signal transduction; protein transport; vesicle-mediated transport
Cellular component (GO): cytoplasm
Molecular function (GO): Rab GDP-dissociation inhibitor activity
Source: RefSeq, a predicted model, not a curated record